This is a messenger RNA of Papaver somniferum (opium poppy), 1445 nucleotides long. Its product is annotated as peptidyl-prolyl cis-trans isomerase CYP40-like. The record is from RefSeq and is a predicted model, not a curated record. The transcript has 9 exons. Gene Ontology annotation, molecular function: peptidyl-prolyl cis-trans isomerase activity; protein binding. NCBI's taxonomy places the organism in Eukaryota, Viridiplantae, Streptophyta, Magnoliopsida, Ranunculales, Papaveraceae. The coding region runs from base 134 to 1219 and encodes 361 amino acids. Gene Ontology annotation, biological process: protein folding; protein peptidyl-prolyl isomerization.
UUUUCGAGCGCGAUUUCUGAAAAUAAAAGACCUAAAAAUAAAAACCCAUAAGAAUUAGGGCUCCCUUUAUAUAUCCAGUUCUGUACUUCAUCCUAAAAGUACCGCAGAGGCUGAGAAUAAAAAACAAACAAUCAUGGUGAAUCCAAGAUGUUUCUUAGAUAUAACCAUCGGAGGUGAAUUAGAAGGAAGAAUCGUUAUUGAAGUUUACAGUGAUGUUGUUCCUAAAACUGCUGAAAAUUUCAGGGCUCUGUGUACCGGUGAAAAGGGUAUUGGUCCUAAUACCGGAGUUCCUCUUCACUUCAAGGGUAAUUGUUUUCACCGGGUAGUCAAAGGUUUUAUGAUACAAGGUGGGGAUAUAAGUGCUAGGAAUGGGACAGGGGGAGAAUCAAUCUAUGGUGUGAAAUUUGAGGAUGAGAAUUUUGAAUUAAAACAUGAGAGGAAAGGAAUGUUGUCAAUGGCUAAUUCAGGUCCAGAUACUAAUGGAUCACAGUUCUUUAUUACGACUACCCGGACAUCUCAUCUAGAUGGAAAACAUGUUGUUUUUGGUAAAGUGAUUAAGGGUAUGGGUGUGGUUCGUUCUAUUGAACAUGUUCCUACAACUGUGGGUGAUGCUCCUGAUCUUGAGAUUUUAAUUGCUGAUUGUGGAGAGAUUCCCGAGGGAGUUGAUGAUGGGACUUCAAACUUUUUCAAUGAUGGUGAUACUUAUCCUGAUUGGCCAGCUGACCUCGAAGAGAAGUCAGGGGAAAUCACUUGGUGGAUGGAUGCUGUUAGUGCUGUUAAAGGUUUUGGAAACGAGCAUUACAAGAAGCAAGACUAUAAGAUGGCUCUUCGUAAGUAUCGCAAGGCCUUGCGGUACUUGGAUAUUUGCUGGGAGAAAGAUGACAUUGAUGAAGAAAAAAGUUCAUCUCUGAGGAAAUCAAAGUCACAGAUAUUCACAAAUAGUUCUGCAUGUAAACUGAAACUUGGAGAUUUAAAAGGAGCUUUAUUGGACACAGACUUCGCAAUGCGCGAUGGGGAGGACAAUGUCAAAGCUUUGUUUCGCCAAGGGCAGGCAUAUAUGGCAUUAAAGGAUGUGGAUGCUGCUGUCGAGAGUUUCAAAAAGGCAUUAGAGUUGGAACCAAGUGAUGCUGGAAUAAAAAAGGAGCUUGCUGUUGCAAAGAAGAAGAUUGCUGAUAGACGUGAUCUGGAAAAGAAGGCGUAUUCGAAAAUGUUCCAGUAGAAUGUUACAGCCACUGAUGGUACUGUCUUUUUCUGGGUUUUCUGAUGAGGGGAAGGAACAUCCAAUUUUGAAGUACUACAUAACCAUCCAAUUUUGACAUUCUAUGAUCAACUUGAACUUAGUUAAUUUUUGUUUUUUGUUUAAACAUUAUUUUAAGUCAUAGAGAUUUUUUUUCUUUUGAAUUUUAUGCUACAUUACUGAGCACAUAUGGUAGUUUUUUUUUGUC